GCGAGCCUGAAGCCCGGGCUCUCCAGCCCGCCCUUGUCCCCAGGCACCUCCCGGGCUCGGCUGCUGCCCAGCUGACAGGGUCCCAGGGCGGGCGGGGCUCGCCCUCGAUGGGGGCAAUGAGUUUAGGGAGCCCGCCUCGCCCAGAGGUCCCUAGCGCGGGAGCCUCGGCAGCGCUUCGGGCCGCAGGGGCCAGCCCGGCCUCCUGCCGCACGUGUGCUGGGGAAGGGGCUUGGGGGGCUGCUGCAGCCCGGGCGGCGCUCGCGCGCUCCCCCCCCCCGCAGUCUCCACCCUACAAGUCCGGCCCGCCGGCACUCACACUCCUGCCUGCCUGAUCAGCUGCUGCCAGUGCCUCUCGUUCGGGCUGAGCCAGAGGAUGGUACCUUAGAGCAGGAGCCGCCGCCGCCGCGAUGGCUGCCCCGCUGCCAGAUUUGCAGAGGAGCGCAGGGAGGGCUGCAGAGACUCCGGCUCCCUCCCAGGAGAGCAGCAGGGACUUGGCUCCUUCCCCCUGGCUAGCCCAGCGGGCUCCUCUCAUCCCCCCUGCUGUGCCCCAUCCCCAGGCGGGGCCCCGGCUCGGGCCAGACAGGAUCAAAAAGAAAGAGCUUGGUGUGUUGGCAAUCCCAUCAAUUCCAAACCCUUUUCCUGAGCUAUGUUGCUCUCCAUUUUCAUCGGUUUUGUCAGCCAGCCUGUUGCCCAAGGCAACUUCAAGAAAAAAGCAGGUAAUUAAAGUAUACAGUGAGGAUGACACUAGCAGAGCUUUGGAAGUGCCAAGUGAUGUAACGGCCAGAGAUGUAUGCCAGCUAUUAAUACUGAAGAAUCAUUACAUAGAUGACCACAGCUGGACACUGUUUGAACACCUUUCUCGCAUAGGUCUAGAAAGAAUUAUAGAAGACCACGAGUUGGUAAUUGAAGUUCAGUCAAACUGGGGAAUCGAAGAAGAAAAUAGACUGUAUUUUAGAAAAAACUAUGCCAAAUAUGAGUUUUUUAAACACCCAGUGAAUUAUUUUCCAGAGCAUAUGGUGUCGUUGUCAAGCGAGACCAGUGGAGUGAUCGGCCACACACAGAUAUUACAGAUGUUCCUAAGUUCCAGCACAUAUCCUGAAAUUCAUGGUUAUUUGCAUGCAAAGGAGCAGGGGAAGAAAGCAUCAUGGAAAAAAUUAUACUUUCUUUUGAGAAGAUCUGGCCUGUAUUUUUCCACUAAAGGGGCAUCAAAGGAACCAAGGCAUCUGCAGUUUUUCAGUGAAUUCAGCAGUAGUGAUAUGUAUAUGUCUUUAGCAGGCAAAAAGAUGUCUGGAACACCAGCAAACUAUGGAUUCUGCUUUAAGCCUAACAAAGCAGGAGGAGCCAGAGACCUGAAGCAGCUUUGUGCAGAUGAUGAGCAGAGUAGGACCUGCUGGAUGACAGCAAUUAGAUUACUUAAGUAUGGAAUGCAGCUGUAUCAGAAUUACAUGCAACCAUAUCAAGGUAGAGGUGGCUGCAGUUCUCUGAAUAUAUCACCUAUGAGGAGCAUUUCAGAAAAUUCCUUGGUAGCAAUGGACUUCUCAGGACAUAGAAGCAGAGUUAUUGAAAAUCCAACAGAAGCCCUUUCAGUUGCAGUUGAAGAAGGGUUAGCAUGGCGGAGAAAAGGGUGUUUACGACUCAAUACACAUGGAAGUCCUACCACUUCUCAAAGUGCCACAUCCAGUGUAGCUAUACAUAGAACACAACUGUGGUUUCAUCAUAAAAUCUCUAGGGAUGAAGCUCAACGACUUAUUUUACAGCAAGGACUUGUAGAUGGGGUUUUCUUGGUACGGGAUAGCCAAAGUAACCCCAAAACGUUUGUAUUGUCAAUGAGCCAUGGACUAAAAAUAAAGCACUUUCAAAUUGUACCACUGGAAGAUGAUGGAAAGCUAUUCUAUACACUGGAUGAUGGUCACACCAGAUUUACUGAUAUCAUCCAGCUUGUGGAGUUCUACCAGCUCAAUAAAGGAGUAUUACCUUGCAAGUUAAAACACUAUUGUGCCCGAAUUGCUCUUUAACCAAAACCAAGUUGGUUCACCAAAUAGAAAAAAGGAGAUGCUAGAACACUUUUCCAAGGCAAUUCCUGGGGGGGGGGGGCGGAAGAGUCAUUAUAUUGAAAUAGUUGUGAAUUUCAGAUGCAAAGAAAAGUUUAUAUGCUCUGUACAGAAAGUACUUUGCAUUCUAAUUGUCACUGCAAAAUAACUUUACAGUCAAAUGAACUUCAGAAAAAAAUAUUUCAUGUGAAAUUAUGUAAUGUUGCAGCACUGGAAUCUUUUUCAAAUGCAAACAGAUAUUUUUAAUAUUAUGCAACUUUAUUUACCAAAAUAAAAUUGGAGAGUGCCUCCUUGUUAGUAAUAGAUGACUAAUAAAUGAGUUAAUUGCAUUCAGAAAUACUCUACACUGUGGAAUAAAAAUUUUGUGUAACAUCAACUUUGGGUGGAAAAAACUAGAAGCUGGAUUGUACUUAAUUUGUAAUAAAACAAUUAUUUUGCAC
Chrysemys picta bellii (western painted turtle) is the source of this 2491-nucleotide messenger RNA. RefSeq names its product growth factor receptor bound protein 14 (gene GRB14). Gene Ontology annotation, biological process: negative regulation of insulin receptor signaling pathway; insulin receptor signaling pathway. Gene Ontology annotation, cellular component: cytoplasm; plasma membrane. The record is from RefSeq and is a predicted model, not a curated record. Lineage: Eukaryota; Metazoa; Chordata; Testudines; Emydidae.